Messenger RNA from Eucalyptus grandis, 2289 nucleotides. RefSeq names its product disease resistance protein RPV1. Bases 175 to 2016 code for a protein of 613 amino acids. Lineage: Eukaryota; Viridiplantae; Streptophyta; Magnoliopsida; Myrtales; Myrtaceae. The record is from RefSeq and is a predicted model, not a curated record. The transcript is spliced from 2 exons.
UUGACCGAAGUUCCUGAGUCAAUCGGGAGUCUGAAUGCUUUGGAGCACUUAAACCUUGAAGGGUGUUCAAAGCUUGCUAGACUCCCAAAAGACGUAUCUGGGCUCAAGAAUCUGAAAGAACUCAUUCUCUCCGGUUGUGCAAAUUUGAAAGAACUACCAGAGGAUAUAGAUAUUAUGAAAUCUUUGAAGUUACUUCUCCUCAAUGAAACUCCUAUUAAAAGGUUGCCUGAAAAGAUAUUCCACCUCGUGGAACUUGAAAAGCUUCAUCUAAAUUGGUGCACUUCUUUGAAAAAGCUGCCCAAUCACAUUGGAAAGAUGGCUUCUCUCAGAGAGCUCACUCUUAGUGAUACUGGAAUAGAGGAGCUACCUGAUUCGGUGCGGUCAUUGCAGAAUCUUGAGUUAUUGAGCCUUAUGAGGUGCGUCUCGCUGACUGAACUUUCUGAAUUUGUUGGUGACUUAGAAUCAUUGAGGGAAUUGUUCACUAAUGGAAGUGAAAUCAGAGAACUGCCUGCUUCCAUCGGUUCUUUGCUGUACCUAAAGACCCUUUCAAUUGGAGAUUGUCGGUUUUCAAGCCAUUGUCCUGAUUCAAUUAAAGGAUUGCAUUCACUCACAGAGCUUAGUCUAGGUGGACCGUCAAUCACGAGUCUACCAGCUCAACUUGGAGCUCUGAAGAUGCUUACAAGGUUGGAAAUCCGGAACUGUGAAUCACUUGAAAGCUUACCAGAAUCGAUUGGAAACUUGUGGAAUCUCACCACCAUGAUCCUUUACAAGGUGAACAUCACAGAGCUUCCACAGUCGAUAGGAAAAUUGGAAAAUGUCAUGGUCAUGAGGCUUAACGAAUGCAAACGUCUACGCAAGCUUCCGCCAUCCAUGGGCAAUUUGAGAUCGUUGUACCACCUGAUUAUGGAGGGUACCGCAGUAACAGAAUUACCAGAAACCUUCGGGAUGCUCUCAAAAUUAGUAACAUUGAGAAUGGGCAAAAAACCGAGUUCUGUGGUUAUCCCUGAGGGCAACACAGAAACAGAGAAUCAAGAUUUGAUUACAGAGGAAAUUCCUGGAUCGAUUCUUCCAUCUUCAUUAUCGAAUCUCUCUUGGCUAGAAGAACUGAAUGCCCGUGCUUGGUACAUGCAAGGAAAAGUUCCUGAUGAUUUUGAGAAGUUAGUAUCGCUAGAAACUCUAAAUCUAGGAUACGAUAACUUUACGAGCCUUACCACGAGCCUCAAGGGACUUUCCGUCCUUAAGAAACUUCUGCUACCGCACUGCAAGGAGCUCAAGUCUCUUCCGCCCCUUCCAUCGAGUUUGCUAGAGGUUAAUAUCGCUGGCUGUGUGGCAAUAGAGACAAUCUCUGACCUGUCUGAAUUGGAGAACUUGGAGGAACUGAACAUGGCGAAUUGUGAGAAAGUGGUGGAUCUUCCAGGACUCCAGUGCUUGAAAUCCUUGAGAAGGCUAUACCUGACUGGAUGCCGCAUGUGUUCCUCAGUAGUUAAGACAAGAAUUUCGAAGGUUUCUUUGAGGAAUUUAAGCGUUCUCAGUAUGCCAGGGAGUGAAAUUCCAGAUUGGCUAAACGAAGAGGAAGUGAGCUACACGGCACGCAAAAACUGCAUGCUCAAGGCUGUUCUCAUAGGCGUAGUCGUUUCCAUCACCAGUGACUUCCCAGAAUCUUUGAGAGAUCAUAUUCCCACACUUGUGGAUUUUGAGGCAAAGAUACUCAAAAUGAACACGCCUAUCUUCAACACCACAUUGCCCUUGAAUGGGAUACCGAAAUUAGAUGAAGAUCAGGUUCAUUUGUGCAGGUUCUUGGUUUUUCACCCGCUGGUUUCCAAGUUGAAAGAAGGGUACAAAGUUCAGGUGGCAAAGCGGAACCCACCAUUCAUUCCCGGAAUGCAGCUGAAGAAAUGUGGGGUACGUCUGAUUUUCGAGAGAGACGAUGAAUUUGAUGGAGAUGAGCAGCAACUGGAUGAUGGCUAUCAGUCUUUAUCCGAAAAGCUUGCCCGGUUUUUCAACCGUCUGCAGUAACCAGUUCACUAUUGUUUGUUAGAUAUAUAUUUAGAUCAGAAAUCCAGAAGAUUAUGAAUAAUCUAUAUAUAUAUAUGUGUGUGUAUAUAUCUAAAAUGUUUAGAGUUAGCCUCUGGAAAAUGGAAACGGAAGACGGUGCCAAAGAUUGAAGAGAAGGGAACGAGCUUGCUCCUGUCAAUUGAAAUUUCACUUCUGGAAAUGUAAUCUGAAAGUACCAGAAGAGCAUCGCUCUCUCCUGUUCUUUCAUUCUGAAGGCUUUUCAAUUUACCCUGA